Molecule: messenger RNA, 5898 nt
Organism: Molossus molossus (Pallas's mastiff bat)
Lineage: Eukaryota; Metazoa; Chordata; Mammalia; Chiroptera; Molossidae
Gene: SCN10A
Product: sodium voltage-gated channel alpha subunit 10
Exons: 27
Coding region: 1-5898 (1965 amino acids)
Biological process (GO): sodium ion transmembrane transport; AV node cell action potential; membrane depolarization during action potential
Cellular component (GO): axon; voltage-gated sodium channel complex; plasma membrane
Molecular function (GO): voltage-gated sodium channel activity involved in cardiac muscle cell action potential
Source: RefSeq, a predicted model, not a curated record
AUGGAAUUCCCCUUUGGGUCCCUGGAAACUACCAACUUCCGUCGAUUCACUCCAGAGUCCCUGGCGGAGAUUGAAAAGAGAAUUGCAGCCGAGCAGGCAGCAAAGAAAGCCAAAGGUAAGCAGCGUGAGCAUCGGAAGAAAAACCAAGAGGAGAAGCCUCGGCCCCAGCUAGACUUGAAAGCCUGUAACCAGCUGCCCAAGUUCUACGGUGAGCUGCCGGCAGAGCUGGUGGGGGAGCCCCUGGAGGAUCUGGAUGUCUUCUACAGUGCACACCGGACAUUUAUAGUGCUGAACAAAGGGAGGACCAUUUCUCGAUUUAGUGCCACUCGGGCCCUGUGGUUAUUCAGUCCUUUCAACCUGAUCAGAAGAACAGCCAUCAAAGUGUCUGUCCAUAAAUAUCCUUUGUGGUUCACCAUAUUUAUUACAGUCACUAUUGUGAUCAAUUGUGUGUUCAUGGCCCGAAGCGACCUUCCAGACAACACCGAGUUUGUCUUCACUGCCAUUUAUACCCUGGAAGCCUUGAUCAAGAUAGUGGCAAGAGGAUUCUGCCUAAACGAGUUCACGUACCUGCGAGAUCCUUGGAACUGGCUGGAUUUCAGCGUCAUUGCCCUGGCAUACAUUGGCAGAACUGCUCUCCAAGGGUUCUCAGGCCUGCGGACCUUCAGAGUUUUUAGAGCUUUAAAAACAGUUUCCGUGAUCCCAGGGCUGAAGGUCAUCGUCGGGGCCCUGAUCCACUCAGUGAAGAAGCUGGUUGAUGUGACCAUCCUCACUGUCUUCUGCCUGAGUGUCUUUGCCCUGGUGGGCCUGCAGCUCUUCAAGGGCAACCUCAAGAACAAAUGUGCCAAGAAUUGCACAGCUCUCAACGAGACAGCCAACUACUCCUCUUAUGAAAAACGCGAGUGGGAUUUCUGCCACAGUGAUAAAGACUAUUACAUCAAUAAGCCAGGCACUUCUGAUCCCUUACUGUGCGGCAAUGGAUCUGACGCAGGCCACUGCCCUCCAGGUUACUUCUGCCUGAAAACAUCUAGCAACCCAGAUUUUAACUACACCAGCUUUGAUUCCUUCACUUGGGCUUUCCUUUCUCUCUUCCGCCUCAUGACUCAGGACUCCUGGGAACGCCUCUACCAGCAGACCCUGAGGGCUUCUGGGAAAAUCUAUAUGGUCUUUUUCGUGAUUGUCAUCUUCCUGGGAUCUUUCUACUUGGUCAACUUGAUUUUGGCUGUGGUCACCAUGGCAUAUGAGGAGCAGAACCAGGCAAUGAUUGCUGAAAUUGAAGCCAAGGAGAAGAAGUUCCAGGAGGCCCUCGAGAUGCUCCAGAAGGAACAGGAGGCGCUGGUAGCAAUGGGGGUCGACACAGCCUCUCUCCUCUCCCAUGAUGGAUCACCUUUAGCCUCCAGAAGUGCCAGUGGGAAAAGGCGCAGAAUGAAGCCAAAGGUGUCAGAGAGCUCCGCAGAUGACAACAAAUCACCCCACUCUGAGCCUUACAACCAGCGCAGGAUGUCUUUCCUAGGUCUCACCUCUGGGAGACGCCGGGCUAGCCAUGGCAGUGUGUCCCUCUUCCGGACCCCUGUCGGAGACGGCUCAUUCCCUGAUGGGGUCACAGAUGACGCAGUCUUUCUUGGAGACCACGACAGCCGUCGGAGCUCCCUGCUGCUGGGUGGAACUACCAGCCAGCAAGGCCCUCUCCCUAGGAGCCCGCUACCUCAACCCACCUACCCUGGGCCAGGACACGGAGAAGAUGGACACCCCACAUCGUCCCCUGGGGAGCUUGGACCUAGACUCACGGAAGGCUCGGCGCUUGAAGCAGGAGAAAAGAAGACUUUCUUAUCAGCGGAAUACUUGAACGAACCCUUCCGAGUCCGAAGGGCGAUGAGUGUGGUCAGUAUCAUGACCUCCGUCCUUGAGGAACUCGAGGAAUCUGAACAGAGGUGCCCGCUCUGCUUGAUCAGCUUGGCUCAGAAGUAUCUGAUCUGGAAGUGCUGCCCCACUUGGGUGAAGCUCAAGACGCUUCUGCAUGGGAUUGUGACGGACCCCUUCGCCGAGCUCACCAUCACCUUGUGCAUCGUGGUGAACACCGUCUUCAUGGCCAUGGAGCACCACGGCAUGAACAGCACCUUCGAAACCAUGUUCAAUUUAGGCAACAUUGUCUUUACGGUGUUCUUUACCGCCGAAAUGGUCUUCAAAAUCAUUGCCUUUGACCCCUACUAUUACUUCCAGAAGAGGUGGAACAUUUUCGACUGCAUCAUUGUCACUGUGAGCGUGGUGGAGCUGGCCAUGGCCAAGAAGGGCAGCAUGGCGGUGCUGCGGUCCUUCCGCCUGCUGCGAGUCCUCAAGCUGGCCAAGUCCUGGCCAACCUUGAACACCCUCAUCAAGAUCAUUGGAAACUCAGUCGGGGCUCUGGGGAACCUCACCAUGAUCCUGGCCAUCAUUGUCUUUGUCUUCGCUCUGGUUGGCAAGCAGCUCCUCGGGGAGAGUUACCGUGUAAACUGGGGAAAUGUCUCCAUUGAUGAAAAGGCUCGCUGGCACAUGUGCGACUUCUUCCACUCCUUCCUCAUCAUCUUCCGGAUCCUCUGUGGGGAGUGGAUCGAGAACAUGUGGGUCUGCAUGGAAGUUGGCGACAAGUCCAUCUGCCUCGUCCUUUUCUUGACGGUGAUGGUGCUGGGGAACCUGGUGGUGCUCAACCUGUUCAUCGCCCUGCUGCUGAACUCCUUCAGUGCCGACAACCUCACAGCCCCAGAGGAGGACGGGGAGAUGAACAACCUGCAAGUGGCCCUGGCGCGAACCCAGGCAUUUGGCCAUCGCACCAUGAAGACCCUUCGCAGCUUCUUCCACAGGCCCUGCCUGCCCCCCCGGAACAAGGCAGAGCCCCAGAUGGUGGUGAAGAUCCCACUCUCCUGCUCCAAAGACGAGAACCACGUUGCUGCCAACGCGGCCGUGGGGAGCUCUGGAGGGCUCUCGGCUUCCAGAGACUCCGGGGACAACCACGGUGGCCUCGUCACCAAUCCUAACACGUGGGUCUCUGCGCCCAUUGCGGAGGGUGAAUCUGACCUUGAUGACUCGGAGGAGGAGAAGGAGGAGGAUGCUGGGAACUCCGGGCAGGAAGUGAUCCCCCGUGGGCAGAAGCAGCUGCAGCAAGUCGGGAGGUACAAGGACCACCUGGCCAGGAGCCCAGGCUCAGGAACAUCCUCCGAGGACCUGGCUCCAUACCUGGGUGAGAAGUGGAAAGACGAACCAGCUGCUCAGGUCCCUGCAGAGACAGAGCGCGACACGAGCUCCUCCGAAGGCAGCACGGUGGACUUCCUGGACGCCGAGGAGAUCCUGAGGAAGAUCCCUGAGCUGGCCGAUGACCUCGACGAACCAGACGACUGCUUCACAGAAGGCUGUAUCCGCCACUGUCCCUGCUGCAAAGUGGACACCGCCAAGUUCCCGUGGACUGUGGGCUGGCAGAUGCGCAAGACCUGCUACCGCAUCGUGGAGCACAGCUGGUUCGAGAGCUUCAUCAUCUUCAUGAUCCUGCUCAGCAGCGGGGCUCUGGCCUUCGAAGACAAUUACCUUAGUCAGAAGCCCACCGUGGAGGCCUUGCUGGAAUACACCGACAGGGUGUUCACGUUCAUCUUUGUGUUCGAGAUGCUGCUCAAGUGGAUGGCCUAUGGCUUCAAAAACUACUUCACCAACGCCUGGUGCUGGCUGGACUUCCUCAUUGUGAACAUCUCACUGAUAAGCCUCGUGGCGAAGAUCCUGAAGUAUUCUGAUAUUUCCUCCAUCAAAGCCCUUCGGACCCUCCGCGCCCUGAGGCCGCUGCGGGCUCUGUCUCGAUUCGAAGGCAUGAGGGUGGUGGUAGAUGCCCUGGUGGGUGCCAUCCCGUCCAUCAUGAACGUCCUCCUCGUCUGCCUCAUCUUCUGGCUCAUCUUCAGCAUCAUGGGCAUGAACUUCUUUUCGGGGAAGUUUUGGAGGUGCAUCAACACCACCAGUAAAGACUUUCCUGUUGUGCAUUUGAAUAUUGUGAAUAACGAAUCUGAUUGUAAAUUUCAAAACCACACUGGCAAACUCUUUUGGGUGAACAUGAAGGUCAACUUUGAUAAUGUUGCAAUGGGUUACCUCGCCCUUCUGCAGGUGGCAACCUUUAAAGGCUGGAUGGACAUCAUGUAUGCGGCUGUGGAUGCCCGAGAGGUGAACUUGCAGCCCGGGUGGGAGCACAACAUAUACAUGUACUUGUACUUCGUCAUCUUCAUCAUUUUCGGUGGCUUCUUCACACUCAACCUCUUCGUCGGGGUCAUAAUUGACAACUUUAAUCAACAGAAAAAAAAGUUAGGGGGCCAGGACAUCUUCAUGACAGAGGAGCAGAAGAAGUACUACAAUGCCAUGAAGAAGCUGGGCUCCAAGAAGCCCCAGAAGCCCAUCCCCCGGCCCCUGAACAAGUACCAGGGAUUCGUCUUUGACAUCGUGACCAGACAAAGUUUCGACAUCAUCAUCAUGGUCCUCAUCUGCCUCAACAUGAUCACCAUGAUGGUAGAGACGGAUGAUCAGAGUGAGGAAAAGACAAAAGUCCUUAACAAAAUUAACCAGUUCUUUGUGGCCGUCUUCACGGGCGAGUGUGUCCUGAAGAUGUUCGCCUUGAGGCAGUACUUCUUCACCAACGGCUGGAACGUGUUUGACUUCAUCGUCGUGGUCCUCUCCAUCGGGAGCCUGGUGUUUUCUGCAAUUCUUACAUCACUUGAAAAUUACUUCUCCCCGACGCUCUUCCGAGUCAUCCGCCUGGCCCGCAUCGGCCGCAUCCUCAGGCUGGUCCGAGCAGCCAAGGGGAUCCGCACGCUGCUCUUCGCCCUCAUGAUGUCCCUGCCUGCCCUCUUCAACAUCGGGCUGCUGCUCUUCCUCGUCAUGUUCAUCUACUCCAUCUUCGGCAUGGCCAGUUUCCCCAAUGUCAAGCAGGAAGCUGGCAUCGACGACAUGUUCAACUUCCAGACCUUCGCCAACAGCAUGCUGUGUCUCUUCCAGAUCACCACGUCGGCUGGCUGGGAUGGUCUCCUCAGCCCCAUCCUCAACACGGGGCCCCCCUACUGCGACCCCAAUCUGCCGAUCAACAAUAGCACCAAAGGGGACUGUGGGAGCCCAAUCGUGGGCAUCCUCUUCUUCACCACCUACAUCAUCAUCUCCUUCCUCAUCGUGGUCAACAUGUACAUCGCAGUGAUUCUGGAGAACUUCAACGUGGCCACGGAGGAGAGCACCGAGCCCCUGAGCGAGGACGACUUUGACAUGUUCUACGAGACUUGGGAGAAGUUCGACCCGGAGGCCACCCAGUUUAUAACCUUUUCUGCCCUCUCAGAUUUUGCAGACACCCUCACUGGCCCCUUGCGAAUCCCAAAACCCAAUCAAAAUAUAUUAAUCCGGAUGGACCUGCCCUUGGUCCCUGGAGAUAAGAUCCACUGCUUGGACAUCCUUUUUGCCUUCACCAAGAAUGUUCUGGGAGAAUCGGGGGAGUUGGAUUCUCUGAAGACAAAUAUGGAGGAUAAGUUUAUGGCAACUAAUCUUUCAAAAGAAUCUUAUGAACCAAUAGCUACCACCCUCCGGUGGAAGCAAGAAGACAUUUCAGCAACUGUCAUUCAAAAGGCCUAUCGGAGCUAUGUGUUCCAACGCUCCAAGACAGUCUUCAACCCCCCAGGUGUGCCCAGGGCUGAGGAAGAGGCUGCGUCAGUCCCAGAAGAAGACUUUGUUGCAUUCAUGGGAAAUGAGAAUUGUGUGCUCCCAGACAAAUCUGAAACUGCAUCUGCCACAUCUUUCCCACCAUCCUAUGACAGUGUCACUAGAGGCCUUAGUGAUCAAGUCAACAUGAGCCCAUCUAGCUCAAUACAAAAUGUAAGAGAAGCUACCAGUAAGGAAGCCACUACCCCUACACCCUAG